AUGAAUAAACUUAAAAAUUAUACUCUGAUAAUAUAAGUUAUAUGUAUAUAUAUGUAAAAACAAAACAGGAUACAACCACUCUCAGAUUUCUUUGAACCGUAAGUUAGAAACUUCUGUCGGCCUGACGAUUUGCUGCUAUUUACAGUAUGUCUUGCAUAAGAUUUGGUCGUUUAAUAAAUGAUGAAGAGUCAGAAGAUGAAGUUAAAAGGAAAAGUUCUGGACGUUCAAAUUCCAACUACGCACGUACAACAGAGACAGUUUCACAACACACCCAAGAACACGUAAUGGGUAAUGAGAGUUCAGCACCGUAUGAAAUGCCUCAUUUUCCUAUUGAAGUAUACGAAUGUAAGAAAGCUAUACAGAAGCAACUAUCAACAAGAGCACAGACAAAACCAGAGGAAAGGCAUAGCCAUUUUGAUGGGGAAAUAAAAUCAGAAACAGAUGUUUUGGAGGUUCAGAACAGUUGGUGUAAUGUUCGUGACUUUGUUCCUAAUUUUCAAAGGGUUUCCAUCAGUGGUGAAGAAACUUCUGGGGUUCCAACUGAAGACUUACACCAGGCGUCAGAGUUUCUAAUUGAAGCUUUACUGCUACGAAAGAAAUAUAUGGACCUUUCGAAUCAGAAUUUCUCUUCUUUAACUUUUCGUUUUUUGCGACAGUUGAAACAUGACACUUGGGAUACUAGCAAUAUUUUUAUGGAGUCUAACGUGACUGAGACUCUGAGUGGUGAAGAUCACCCUUACCAUGAUCCUCCCACGGUGAAAGAUCCUUGGACGUGUGUUCUCCCUGAGAGUGCUGGAUACCAGCUUAGAAUGGAAGAUGGUGUAAUUCAAGUCUACCCCAGUCUAGAUGAUAUGAAAGAUGGACAUCGUUGUGAUUAUCCAUUUUUGUCCUUAUCAGUUUUUAUUCGUGACAUGAAUUUGAUUUGUGCACUGAUUGCUGAUGGCCCACUGAAAUCAUUCUGUUAUCGAAGAUUAAGUUACUUGUCAUCCAAGUAUCAGUUGCAUGUACUACUAAAUGAGCUACGAGAACUGGCAGCUCAAAAAGCUGCUCCUCACCGAGAUUUCUAUAACAUAAGAAAAGUGGAUACUCAUAUUCAUGCUUCUUCGUGUAUGAAUCAAAAACAUUUGCUGCGUUUUAUUAAGAAGAAAAUUAAAACUAACCACGAAGAUAUUGUUUGUGAAAAAGAUGGGGUUUUGAUGACUCUUGACAUGGUGUUCAAGUCACUAAAUGUGACAGCAUAUGAUCUCAGUGUAGACAUACUGGAUGUUCAUGCAGAUCGAAACACCUUUCAUAGGUUCGACAAAUUCAAUGCUAAAUACAAUCCCAUUGGGGAGAGCAGCCUUAGAGAAAUUUUUCUUAAAACUGAUAACUACAUCAAUGGCAACUACUUUGCAUCAAUUUUGAAGGAAGUGAUGUUUGAUCUGGAGGAAAGCAAAUAUCAGAAUGCCGAGUUGCGAUUAUCCGUAUAUGGUAGGGAGAGGGAUGAAUGGGACCGUCUAGCUAAAUGGGCUGUUGAUAACAAUGUAUACUCUGACAAUGUCAGGUGGCUAAUCCAAGUUCCUCGGCUUUAUGAUAUCUACAAGUCCAUCAAUCUUGUAGAGAACUUCCAGCAGAUUCUGGAUAAUAUUUUCAUGCCUUUGUUUGAGGCUACUAACGAUCCUCAGAGUCAUCCUGAUCUUCAUGUCUUCCUGCAGUAUGUAAUUGGCUUUGAUUCGGUGGAUGAUGAGUCCAAACCUGAAAAUCCAAUGUUUGAUCAAGAUGUUACCUUGCCAUCAGACUGGAGUGAUAGUGAAAAUCCACCUUAUAAUUAUUAUUUGUACUACAUGUAUGCAAAUAUGACGGUUCUUAACCACUUCAGAAAAGAACGUGGGUUUAAUACCUUUUAUCUUCGUCCUCAUUGUGGGGAGGCAGGACCAGUACAACAUUUGAUAGGUGGAUUUCUUCUAAGUGAGAAUAUAUCUCAUGGUUUGCUUCUUCGAAAGGUUCCUGUGCUACAGUACUUGUAUUACUUAGCUCAGAUUGGAAUUGCCAUGUCUCCUCUUAGCAACAAUUCCCUUUUCCUGAAUUAUCAUCGUAACCCUCUUCCCGAGUACCUCAGUCGUGGCCUUCGUGUUUCUCUGUCUACAGAUGAUCCUCUGCAGUUUCACUUCACCAAGGAACCUCUGAUGGAAGAGUAUAGCAUUGCAGCACAAGUAUGGAAGCUGAGCAGCUGUGAUAUGUGUGAGCUAGCACAUAAUAGCAUUCUUAUGAGUGGAUUUCCCCAUAAGGUGAACUUUUAUUCAUUUGUUGAAACUAGUUUGGCCACCUCUUAUAGAAAUUGUUAA
Limulus polyphemus (Atlantic horseshoe crab) is the source of this 2324-nucleotide messenger RNA. Its product is annotated as AMP deaminase 2-like. Gene Ontology annotation, cellular component: cytosol. The record is from RefSeq and is a predicted model, not a curated record. Gene Ontology annotation, biological process: IMP salvage; AMP metabolic process. Gene Ontology annotation, molecular function: AMP deaminase activity. The transcript is spliced from 15 exons. Lineage: Eukaryota; Metazoa; Arthropoda; Merostomata; Xiphosura; Limulidae. Bases 147 to 2324 code for a protein of 725 amino acids.